Hirsutella rhossiliensis is the source of this 3081-nucleotide messenger RNA. Its product is annotated as intracellular protein transport-like protein. The transcript has 3 exons. Lineage: Eukaryota; Fungi; Ascomycota; Sordariomycetes; Hypocreales; Ophiocordycipitaceae. The record is from RefSeq and is a predicted model, not a curated record. The coding region runs from base 1 to 3081 and encodes 1026 amino acids.
AUGUCUCCCGAGACGACCCUUCGCCGCACCACCACCAGCCUACAAGUCCAUCCUCCCACCAUCCUCGGCACCUCCACAAUCUCUCUUCGUCUUCUCACCCCGUCCGUCGCAGCCUGGAUUCCCAUCAAGCGCAAGCCGCUCUCCUCGACGGCCGCCUCACCGCGCUCCUUGCCCGGCUUCACUCCCCUUGCCACCGACCAGCCCCAUCAGAGGUUCGCCAGGCCCCUCACUCUCGACAGCCCGACCCUCUACGACUUCUCCCCGUCGUCGUCGGCACGACCACUUCGGCACUCGUACCAAUCCCCCACCAGGACAACGCCUGUCGACGCGGAUACGCCCGCGGCGCGCAGCAUUCCAUCGGACCACGACGGCUCCCCUCUAGUCCCCGCAACAGAACUGUCGGAUGUCCUGUCUGAGUAUGACGACCUGAUAUCUGAAAGAUCCGUCUCCGAUGCAGACGCAGCCUGUGACGGAACCUCUACAAACAUAAUAGACGACAGCUCCGACGACGUCGAUUCAAGAUACGACGCCGAGCCCUCUAAUAAUAAUCUACUCCCGCCUCCCAUGUUUGCGCCAAAGCCAGUCCCGCCGCAUCUUAGGCUCCAGCAGGUCGACAUUUCACUAACUCAUCUCAAGCGCCAAUCCAUUUCUGAAUCAAUCUCCCCAGAAUCGGCAAGGCUCAGCAAGCCGCAGUCCAAGUCUCCAAGCCAGGCAUCUCCUUUCACCUCUUUGUUUGGCUGGAGCAACCUGUCGCCGUCCGUGACUGACUUCUCGUCCAUACUCUCUCCUUUGUCGCCCUCGCGCAAGGACUCUGCGGAUGACGCGCUGCACGCAAACCAGACUUGGUCCGACUCUUCAAAGGCCAAUGCUGCCACCGCAAACCCCAUCAACUACUGUGAAUCUUAUCUAUCCACUCCUCCGCCGUCUCAGGCUCUUUCGUCCGUCCAGGUUGAAGAGAUGGAAGAGGAGCUCAAGGCCAUCAGCUCCGAGCUGGCCGCGUCCAUCCGGCGUGAGAUGGACCUGGAGGACCUCGUCGACAGGCUCCAGGACCAAGUCAGCAACCCUCAGGCACCCAGCAAGAGAACGAGCGACUACUUCUCCGACUCGGGCUACAGCUCGGCCAAGCUGAGCGAUCACGAGCAGAGCAGAGAGGAAGUCGAGAAGAUUCAGAGACGAUCAGAGCAAGAAAAGGCCUCGAUCCGCCUGGAGCUAACCAACAAGCUGCAAGAUGAGAGGUCCAAAAGGAAAGCCCUGGAUCAGCAGAUCAAGGAGCUGGCGGAGAAGGCGUCCCAGAUGGACCUGGCCAACAUCAACAGCCUAGACGCCAACGGCCGGGUCAGGGACCUGGAAAACACGUGUGAGGACCUGAGGCGCAGGCUGUCAGAGGAGCGCGACUCCAAGAACAACUUUGAGGACCUGCUCGCCGCGCUCAAGGGCGAGCUUCGAGUUGCCUGCAACGAGCGCGACAACCUCCGCGACGAGGUGGUCCCGCAGCUGCGCGCACGAGUCGAGGGGCUCGAGUCCGAGGCCGCCUCGUACGCCAACCUCACCUAUGAAUCGACCAAGAUGCAGCAGCAGCUCCAGUCCCUGCAGCAGGAAAACACGUCGCUCCGCAACUCGCCGGCGUCCAUGUCGGACGAGUUUGGCGGCCUCACGCAGUCCAACUCGGCGGCCACGGGCUCGUUUCGGCCUCGAGCGCCGCUCGUCGCCAGCGGUCUGUCGAGGUCCGACAGCGUCAAGAACGUCCAGGCCGAGUCUCGCGAGCAACUCGCCGAGCGGCUCAAGGAUGUCGAGGCGCAGCGUGACGCCCUCCACAGCGCGCUCAAGAACCUGCUCGAGAGGCAGGAAUUUCAGAACCGCGAGAACCAAAAGAAGAUUGAGAUACUGGAAACCGAACGCCAACGCCUAUUGGCCGAGUCGCCCAAGAAGGCCGGAUUCGAGCGGGACAUUGCGAACCUGCGCACCGAAAUCAACGUCUUGCGGCGACGGGCCGAAGACGCACUGGAACAGAAGUGGCAGAUGGAAAAGGGCCUCGUCGGGCUCAAGAUGGACCUCGAUAGGGCCGAGGAGGAGAUUGCGUCGCUCCGCAGCCUGCUCAAGGAAAAGGACAUUCUCAUCCCCCCGUCGAUGGCCCGCUCCAGCAGCCCCGGCGGAGCGACGGCCGCGCCCAUCACGUCGGAUUCGCUCGAGAAGGCAUACCGAGAGCUCCAAGACGCGUACCAACAGUCGCUGGAUCGCAUCAAGAGGCUCGAGACGGACUCGGUCGACGGGCUCUCGGACGAGAAGACCAAGCUUGCCAUGCAGCGCCUGGAACAGGCCCUCUCUGCCGCCACCUUUGAGCGCGACGCGGCGAAGCAGCAUGCCAGAAGCCUCCAGAGCCAAAUCAGCAGUCUGACGGACAUUGAGUCCAAGAGCACGGCGCGGGAGAAGGAGCUGGCGGAUGAGCUCAGCGAAUCGGCGCAACGGGUCGAGCAGUUAGCAUCCGAGGUUCGACAGCAGCUGUCCAAGAAUGCCGAGCUUCGGGAUCGCCUAUCCAACACGGUGACGAGAGGCGACGCGGACCGCAAGGCCAACUCGGAACGCAUCAGCGGCCUCCAGGAACGCCUCCACGCGCUCGAGGAGCAGCUGGUGGCUGCCCAGACGGCAUCGGAGGACCGGGUCGGGCGCCACGAGGAGGAAAUAUCGCAACUGCGCGAGGCGCACAACGAGCAGCUGCGCCGAAUCAACAACGGAUCCGGCGUGGGCAGGAUGUCGACGCCAAAGUCACCUCUGCUACGGUCGGAGACGGGUAUGUUUGGUCGCUCCUCGCAAUCCAUAGCCACCAAGAGCUUCGAAGAGGCGAGUCUGAUCAAGGAGCUCCGAGAGCGGGUCACGGAGCUCGAGAAGGCGCUCGUUGACGCCGAAAAGGAGAUCCAGCAGGUGGUGGGCAAGAUGAGCGAAGCGCAGAUCGAGGUGAUGAACCUGCAGGAGGAGCGCGAGACGGCCCUCCGAGAGACUAGACGUCUGCAGAAAACGCUGGCCGACGAGCAGGCCAAGGCUUUUGAGGAGCGCUUCAAGACGCUCAACGGAAUGGCUGCCUAG